Molecule: messenger RNA, 1841 nt
Organism: Elgaria multicarinata webbii
Lineage: Eukaryota; Metazoa; Chordata; Lepidosauria; Squamata; Anguidae
Gene: RHOQ
Product: ras homolog family member Q
Exons: 5
Coding region: 623-1249 (208 amino acids)
Biological process (GO): small GTPase-mediated signal transduction; cortical actin cytoskeleton organization; establishment or maintenance of cell polarity
Molecular function (GO): protein kinase binding; GTPase activity; GTP binding
Source: RefSeq, a predicted model, not a curated record
AAGUGGAGUCGCGCACUUGCUCGCUCCACGGGAAGUCGGGCCUUUCCCUGCUGCCCCCUGAAGUCCGGGCGGGGUGAGUUCAACACGGCACAUGGGAAGCCGCUUGGAAUCCGGCGGCGGCGGCAGCAGCAGCAGCAGCAAGAGGAGCAACGGAGGCGGGCGAGAGUGGUGCCCGUCGCCUCGGUGCGGAUUUUUGUGAAGCCCCAAGUUCCUCUUUUCGCCAGCCGGGCUGCUGCUGCCGCUCCUGCUGCUGCUUUGGGAAGACGCACUCUGUGUCAUCGCGCCCAGCUGGGGCGAGAGCAGGGGAGGAAAACCCCUCCGAGCCAAAUUUGGCGCUGGAGCAGCGGCCGGACGGGGAGAAGGAGAGGCGCCGUCUCCGGGGGUAGUUCGUGGCGCCCGCUGAACCGAGCGCCCGCUGAGCAGCAAAAGGAGCCGCCGAGAGAAAGACAGAGAGAGAGAGACGCUAUACAACAACUCCCGGUUGCCCGGGCUUGCAAUGCAUCAGCGGGAUCGUCGCCCUUCCGCGGUCGGCGGCUGGUGAACCGGCCGCCUCCGCCUCCCCCCCCCCUUUCUCUUUCUCCCACUCUCUUUUUAAAAUGACGGUCGGCUUGGCACCCUCAUCAUGGCCAAUGGGACGGGGGCGGCGGCCACGGUCAUGCUGAAAUGCGUGGUGGUGGGCGACGGCGCGGUGGGCAAAACUUGCCUGCUCAUGAGCUAUGCCAACGACGCCUUCCCGGAGGAGUACGUGCCCACAGUCUUCGACCAUUACGCAGUCAGUGUGACAGUUGCUGGCAAACAGUAUCUCCUUGGGCUAUAUGAUACUGCAGGACAGGAAGACUAUGAUCGCCUGAGACCUUUGUCAUACCCCAUGACCGAUGUCUUCCUCAUCUGCUUCUCUGUGGUAAAUCCAGCUUCCUUUCAGAAUGUGAAGGAGGAAUGGGUACCGGAACUAAAGGAACACGCGCCAAAUGUACCCUACUUGUUAGUUGGAACGCAGAUUGAUCUUCGUGAUGACCCUAAAACCUUAGCAAGGCUGAAUGACAUGAAAGAGAAACCGAUAUCUAUGGAGCAGGGACAAAAGUUAGCAAAAGAGAUAGGAGCCUACUGCUACGUGGAGUGCUCGGCUUUAACGCAGAAAGGACUAAAGACUGUUUUUGAUGAAGCUAUUAUAGCCAUUUUAACUCCAAAGAAACACACGGUGAAAAAAAGAAUAGGCUCAAGAUGCAUUAAUUGCUGCUUGAUCACGUGAGACCCGCCCAGGACAAUGGCCACGCAUACUGUGAAACUCCAGAUACCGUGCAAACCAUACACUUCAAAACAACAUCACCUUAUUAAUAGCGCAUAGAUCAAUUCAGAAGCCGAUUUUAGGGAUUGCCAUUUGGUGAAAUCUGGCGGUGGGGGGGAGAGGAAGAAAUCCCAAACAUGUGACGGAGCAGGCGCCAUCUGUUACAAAUACUUUAUUCAGACUGGAAGGAAAGAACCAUCUCUCAGGGGUAACACAAUUUAGGACAAGCGACAGAUGCAUCAUCACGUUGCCACAACCCUCAAGCCAUGCUGUGAGGAGGAGCGAAGGCUGACACUGCUUUGAAGCUGUCUGGACCGCCCUUCCGCUUUGACCAUCGUCUCUGCUGCGCAGUCUUUACAGGAGCGGCACAACGACACAACCGCCUUUUCCCCUUGCGCCAGUUAUCUGCUUUUGUACGUCAGCUGCUUCCUGUUCCGGUAGAUCCACAAAGGUGCCAGGAGGAGGCCAGCGACGUAGCCAAAGGUGGCUCCGAGUGAACAAGAAAUAGGCCACACCUGAAAGAAAAGAACGCUGCGUCAGGAGUAGAAGGGAAGGC